Molecule: messenger RNA, 582 nt
Organism: Tigriopus californicus
Lineage: Eukaryota; Metazoa; Arthropoda; Copepoda; Harpacticoida; Harpacticidae
Exons: 2
Coding region: 89-472 (127 amino acids)
Biological process (GO): vacuolar proton-transporting V-type ATPase complex assembly
Cellular component (GO): endoplasmic reticulum membrane
Source: RefSeq, a predicted model, not a curated record
ACCCUGAUUGUGAUCUGAUAUGAGAAGAAAGCAAAUAAAGGGUGCAAAACAUUGAAAUAUCUUCCUUCAACCAAAGGCUAACCUGACCAUGACUACUCCCAAUCGAAAUAGAGGGUUCUUUGUGACCAAGAACCACUUGAACUCUGGUUCGGACAACGACUCGUCAUCCACUGUCCAACCCAACACUUCCAAUCAAUUCUUCCGCUCUCCCGAAGGACCGAGCUACGAUGAAAACCGAAAUUCGGCCUUAUUGGCCCUUUUCUUCUACAGUGGUCUCAUGUUCACCGUGCCCAUUCUCGUGUUCUUUGGUGUGCAGCAAAUCUUACGGGACUCUUAUGACGUUCAAUCCCCCUGGGAUAUGUUAGCCCCGGCUAUUGCGGCCAUCGCCAGUGUCAAUGUCAUCAUUAUUGCCUACGUGAUGCGAGCCUUUCGCGAGGAUCAUCGCGAGAAAAGUGCCAUAAAAUCAGAUUGAUCCGCUUUGGCUUCGUUAUUUCUCGUACCUGAUUGUAUUUCAGUGGCGGCGUGGUAUGUCAUAUGGAUAUAAUAAUAGUAAUAAUGAUAAUAAAGUUGGCGUGAACAGUG